Molecule: messenger RNA, 4282 nt
Organism: Antechinus flavipes (yellow-footed antechinus)
Lineage: Eukaryota; Metazoa; Chordata; Mammalia; Dasyuromorphia; Dasyuridae
Gene: MCMDC2
Product: minichromosome maintenance domain containing 2
Exons: 14
Coding region: 59-2107 (682 amino acids)
Biological process (GO): double-strand break repair via break-induced replication
Molecular function (GO): single-stranded DNA helicase activity; DNA binding; ATP binding
Source: RefSeq, a predicted model, not a curated record
UAGGUCUUCCUUCCAUUCUUUUCUCUUUUUGAUAAGCAAAAAAUCAACUUUAGAAGGAAUGUCUAACCUACAGCUGAAAGAGGCAGCUCUUGUCUACCUUGAUAGAAGUGGAGGGCUUCAGAAAUUUAUAGAAGACUGCAAGCUCUACAAUGAUUCAAAACAAAGUUAUGCUGUAUAUCGGUUCAAUAUUUCAAUAAAUCCUUCUGACAUUGUUGAAUUGGAUGCAGUUCUUGGAAAUCAUAUUUUACAUGAACCUUUAAAAGCUGCUCAACUUUUUCAAUCAGUUUGUUUUGUUGCUGUUAAAACUCUUAACUUAAUCGAACAAUUACAGACUGAAACUCAAAUUAACAUAGUGCUGAAAUUAACACAUUUGCCUCUUCUGCCAAAUUAUGGGCUUGAUCUUUGUGAGUUUCCAUUUGAUUACCUGUCUCAGAGGUUUUAUAUGAUACAAGGAAUAAUAAUUGCAAUGACAACAGUAACUAAAUAUACACAAGGAGCAAGAUUCCUUUGUUCAGAUGAAACAUGCCCUCUUUCUGAAGGAUUUCGGUAUAUAAGAGUGCAUGUGCCUGGUGCCACGGAAUCUACAACAGUGAGAAGUGAUUUCUCCUGUAAUCUCUGUACUUCCCCACUUCGAGAAGACAGAAAAUUUAGAGUACUCGGUGAUAAACAGAUAGCGGAAAUAAUUACAGCAAAGUCACUUACUGCUUUUCGAGGAUGUCCCAACAAUCAGCCAAUGAGAUUUCAGUCUCUUACAAUUUUUCUAAGAGAUGAAUUAAGCAAUAAAAUCAAAAUAGGAAGUGAAUAUAUAAUUGUUGGAAUUCCAACUUGUGUUAAAAACUCUUCACAAACCAUUGUUUGUAUAGAGGCCAACAGCAUAAAUUUGUACAGUCCAAAAGUGCCUUCUGGUAUUAGUGACAACUUCAGGUAUCUGCUGUCUUUGACUUCACACUCAUGCUGGAAAUUUACAGCUAUCCUAGCCAAUAUUUUUGCAUCACAGAUCGUUCCUCCAGGGACUUACAGCAUGUUAAAACUUUGUUUAUUGAUGAGUCUAGUACAGACAAAUGAUAGAAACAAGGAAGUUGAAGAUUGCCUGGACAUUUUAAUUGUAACAAGUGAUACCUUACUUGUAGACAGGCUUUUGAAUUUCUGUGUAUGUCUUGUGCCUCGAGGUAUACGUCAUCCAACAUCUAGUGAAAUUUUUCCUACUCUGUCCAGAGAUAAAUAUGGAACUGGAGUUGCUAGCAUUCAAGCUUGUAGUGCCUUACUAGCUAAAGAUGGUAUCUGCUACAUAGGAGAUUUGUUGUCACAUAGAAAAGAUAAACUUGAACUUCUUCAAUCUGUUUUAGAAAGCAGAAACAUUACAGUUUAUAUUCCUGGAAAGAAGUAUGGAGAUGGUGUUGAUCAGCAAGUUACUUUUUCAGUUCAAUCCAGUUUUUGGUCUUUUAUUGAUUUGGACUCAUCCUCAAAGAGACAUGUUCAUAGAAACAGCACUUUAAUUGGUCAAGUGGAUUUCAGUUUGAUUCCAGCUAACCUUAUGGAUGCAUUUGGAUUGUUGAUUUAUUGUAACGAAUCAUCUCCUUGCCACCCAGUUCUUCCUUCUGUACAACAUAGUUUAAAAAAAGCCAUUGAUCCUGAAAAAGUGCUUUAUGAAACUUCUAAAAAGUUUACAGAACAAGAUUAUGAAAAGCUCAUUGCUUUUGCAAAGAAUCUACAUGUGGAGAUCAGUUUGGAGGCAGAAAAAAUGAUUCAUGGUUAUUACCUAGCAAGUCGGAGAAUCAGAACAGAUUCUAUACAUGGAUCAAAGCUAUCAGCAUCAGCAUUGAAAUGUUUAGUUUCUUUAUCUGAAGCACAUGCUAGGCUGAGUUUAAGGAAUAAGGUGCUUAAAGAAGAUGUCUUAAUUGCAGUUUUAUUAUUUGAAACAUCUCUGACACUGAAAUAUGGGGCUGCUGUAUUUUGUAUAGCUCCAAAUGCAUUAUUUCCAUUUGAUCUCUGUGACGAAGUGCAUUUAGAGGAAAGGGAUGCUUAUCUAAUUCAGUACCAACAACAACUUCAAGAAUUUAUUGAAGCAUAUGGACCAGGAUCAAUUAUUGCUACAAAUGAAGAAUAGUCUUGUUUGGUGAAAGUAUUUUUGGUUUAUUCUGGGAUUUGGUGGCGAAGGAGAGGGGAAGACUAUAAAUAGUGAUACUGUUUGUAGUGAUCAAAAUAUAGCAUGUAAUCACUAGAGUAUUACAAUUGACAAGUCAAUGAAUAAGCAAAGUUGCCACAUAUAACCCUGCAAGAGAAACAUUUCUGGAUAGUAUGUUAUAACAGAGAAUGAAAGGGAUGAAAAUAAAGUUAGUGUUUUGUGAAAUGUUAUCAUAUUUUAAAAAUUGUAAUUUAUGAUCUCUACCACAAGAUGGAAACAUUUAAAUUGUGAAAUGAUUACACUUUAUAUUUACAUGAACAGGAGACAAAUUCCUAAAGCUUAAAAUUUAUGGAAUUUUCAGGUACCAUUAGCUGAAGUACCAAACAAAUGGAUUAAGAUCUUAGUUCUAGAUAAAGUCAUUAAAGUCUCAAAAAUAAUUCAUUAUGUACAACCACCAGUUAAGACAAAAAUGUCAUUUUAUAACAUUAGGGCAUAUAAUAAAAUUUAAAUUUCCCAUUUAUUAAAAGGGCUUUCAAAUAACUCUAAUUAUGGUUCCACUUAGAAAAACCAAAAUUAUGGUAUCCUUAUUUUCUAGGAACCCUGACCAAGACUUCGUUGGCAUAAUUCUUUAAAAAGAUCUUCGUGGCUUCGAAGGCUAGUUUUUUAUGCAGUUAUUACACAAAAAAGCAAGGUUGCAUUCUGCCUUUUGCAUACCCUGCCUAGAAGUAUUCAGAUCUUUGAGAACAAAUUUAAAUUCUCAUCUCAAUCCUUUGAUUUUGAAUGACAAUACCAUAGAACUGUGCUUGCCCCCUUUAUGUGUUAGUUCUUACUACAGCUUUGCAAAGUUGAGAAUGUUGCACAAAUUAUUCCUUUUGUAGUCUGUUGCUGUGCAUUUUGUACUUCAUUAUAAACUUUUGUAAGCUUCCAGAUUCAAUAAAGAUUACUUUUGCAUAACUGUCACAAGAUUUCCUUUUCUCAGUAAUCAACUUACUUGAUAAAGUGUUAAUCUGUGGCUCAGAUAACAAGCUUCUUAUUGCAAAAUCACUGUGAAAAUACCAAUAGGUACAACUUUAAUGUGCUUUAUGAAGAUUUAUGGGAACCAGAUUUGAGUAGUGCUUAUGGGACAGGUUUUCAAAAGGUAGAAACAAAACCAAAGGAAAAUGGCUACUUAUAAAUCUAGAGCUACACAUAAAACCAAGUGGGCCUUCCUUAAGGAGACAUUGCUAAGGGAAGUAAUGGGAUUCAAGGGAAACUAGAUGGUUAUCAUGAACAGACACUGACCCUGGAGUGAGAAAAUUCAAAUCCCUCUCCAGGUACUAGACAAUUAAAAGCUGUGACUUUGGGCAAACCACUUUGAACCUCAAAUGCCUCAAAACAAGCAAAUUUGGUCACUGGUUUAGUUAUAGAUCACUAUUUCUGAAAAGGCAAUUGCCAAACUGCUCUUUUCACAUUAUGGAAUAAAAGGAGCAUCUCAACAAUGUAAAUAUUACAUAUGUAACAAGAAAUUUGUUACACCUUUUAAAUAUGCAAAAUUCUUCCAUUCAUUUCUCCUUUCCCUUACUUCCCAGAGAUGGCUACCACUAGACCCAAAUUAGGUAUAUAUACAUAUUAUAGAUCUCAAUAGGCAGAAAGUUCUCAAAAUACCAGAUCUUGAAGAAUCUGUCUGUGUGUCAAGAAACAGCACUAAAGACAUAAUUGGUUUAAGACUGGAAGAUUGUAUUAUUACUUUAUUUAAUUUGCAAAGUACAUCAUGCAAAAAAAUGUCUGGAAAAAAAUUAAAAACCCAGAAUGCAGAGUAAUCAAUCUCAGAUCAUGGCAGAAAGCAAACUAUUAAGCUACGGAUGAAGGUGAGAGGAGAGUGAAAAAUUACCUUGAACAUUUAAAAGCUGUUGGGAAAGCCUGAAGGCAAGGUUGAGAAGGGGCAUUAGAGAACAAAUGGAAUGUGUCAUGAAAGCAACAUGUUGGACAGACUUCAGAAGACAGUGGAUAGAAAUGCCUAGCAUGCAUUGGUCCAUAGGGUCAUGUGUCUGUCAGACAUGACAAUGGUGUAGGAGUUGUAGAUAAUAUCCAUCAUGAUUCAAGUCUCUUGGGUCUUCUAUUUCCCACUUGCAUUACUACUACUACAGAUCAUCAUGAGCUUUCUGAAAGUCUGUGGAA